UCUCUAUCACAAUAGCUCUUCUCAUUAGUUGCUCAAGGGGCUUUGAAUACAAUCCUACACUAGCAGCUGCACUCCAUAGCGCGCAAGUCACAAGGUCCACUAAACUGCGCACGACUUCCUCUGCCCCAAUUCCUCGUGUGGACCGGGGCGUUCCUUCGCUUCCCAGAAUCAAAGACCCACUGACCCAGCCAUUCCCAUUAUUUUAGCUUAUUUGUUACCCCCUCUCUCUCGACUUUCCAAAUAAGAUACAUUAAUGCACAACCCUCGCCCUCUCCGGUCGACAUGCAGAACAAUCACCAUAAGGAACAUCUCUAUAAGAUUCUUGUAAUAGGUGACUUGGGGGUCGGGAAGACGAGCAUCAUCAAGCGCUAUGUUCAUCACAACUUCAGCCCCAACUACCGCGCCACCAUUGGCGUGGACUUCGCCCUCAAAGUGCUCAACUGGGACCAGGAGACGGUGCGCCUCCAACUUUGGGACAUCGCAGGCCAGGAGAGGUUUGGCAACAUGACCCGUGUGUACUACCGGGAGGCCAUGGGAGCCUUUAUCGUGUUUGACAUGACAAGGCCCGCCUCCUUCGAGGCCAUCACCAAAUGGAAGGAGGACCUGGACUCUAAACUGAUCCUUGCCAACGGUAAAAAUGUGGCCACCGUGCUGUUGGCCAAUAAGUGUGACCAGGGAAGGGACGCCCUAACCAACAAUGGGAUAAAAAUGGAGCAGUUCUGCCAGGAGAACGGCUUUGUGGGAUGGUACGAGACCUCUGCCAAGGAAAAUAUCAACAUAGAUGAAGCAGCAAACUGCUUGGUGAAGCACAUCAUCACCAAUGAAAAUGACAUGCUCCAAUCAGAAGAGUCCGACACAAUCUCCCCCCAAUUAGAAAAGAAUGGAGGCGGGACCUGUUCCUCUUGCUUUACAUCUCAGUAAUUUGCUUUUCAAGCAAUCAUUGUCUCUUGGUUUUUUAUCACAAAGAAUAGCAAAGUGUGUGUGUGUGCAUGUGUGUAUGUGUGGGUGUGUGUGAACGCAUGAUCACCCUUUCUGAAUCACCCUGUCCUCUUUUAAGCACACAUUUCUUCUAUUUUUAUUUCCACAUCUCUCUCCAUGUGUGUUCCUCCUUAUCUCCAUAUGCUUGACGCCCAUCUCCUUCUCCUCCUUCCUCAGACCAAUUACAAUCCAAAGUGCGAAGCUAUGGCCCAUCCCAAACAAUCCCUCAAAAUGGCUCCUCAUCCUACCUCAUUCAAAGAUUAGACCCUUUCUCUAAACUUGGUGACACACAAUCCUUUAUUUUAAUGUAAUCUGCACGUUGAUCAUCGACACUAUGACAUUUUGAAUAAGGGAGUCUGAUCAUUUCUGCAUCCAAUAUUGUAAAGUGUUAAACCGCCUAUUUUGAUUAUAUUGACGCGAUUGAAUUGCAUUUAUUUAAUGAACUAUUUGGCGCAACGCACACAGCCGCCUGAUGUCUAGGGGCAAGUCAGGCUCACUGUUAUCUUCAAUUGAUCUACCCACACAAGCGGUGCCAAACACCCUCCCUAGUGAAAAUGUAUGGUGUCCAAUGGGCUUUGGGAGCCUGAAUGCCCCUCUCACGCAGAGCACCAUGGGAGUGGCUGUGUGUGCUGCACUCACAUGUUGGAAAUACUUAACAAUGUGACUUCCUAACUUUGGCAUGGCCUGUUUUAUAAAUAGAAUGAAUAUAUAAAUCUUAUUUAUCUGAUAUUCUCUCUGCAACUCAUACCCAUAAUGGGAAUAUUGCUCAAUAUUUAUAAUAUACUUCUACUACAUAAAACAAGAAAUGUUCCAUCCUUUUAAUUUUUUUUAUUAUAUUGGUUUUUGUAUAUCAACUUUCAAUUUUUAUUGUAUGGCUCAUAUGUUGUAAUAUUUGUUAUAAUAUAAUAAACCGAUCAUAUACAGAUGUACAUAUGAUAUAUUUAGCCCAAAGUAAAGAGUUAUACACUAGAGUUGACCAGUGGUAGACAUGUUAAUAAAAUCAAUUAAUAAAACCAUAGCUUUCUAUACAAA
Molecule: messenger RNA, 2010 nt
Organism: Gadus macrocephalus (Pacific cod)
Lineage: Eukaryota; Metazoa; Chordata; Actinopteri; Gadiformes; Gadidae
Gene: rab38a
Product: RAB38a, member RAS oncogene family
Exons: 3
Coding region: 283-921 (212 amino acids)
Biological process (GO): vesicle-mediated transport
Cellular component (GO): vesicle; trans-Golgi network; Golgi apparatus
Molecular function (GO): GTPase activity; GTP binding
Source: RefSeq, a predicted model, not a curated record